Molecule: messenger RNA, 1308 nt
Organism: Didymodactylos carnosus
Lineage: Eukaryota; Metazoa; Rotifera; Eurotatoria; Philodinida; Philodinidae
Source: the annotation of a GenBank genome assembly
AGAAAGUAUAAAAAGUAUGAUUUAUGAAGUUGGCGUUUUUAGUCACCCUCGCUUUUUGUUUUAUAACUCUAACAGUUGUCAUUUUAAAAAACUUGUUAAGAGAUAUUUUUGUAAACGAUUUCAUGGCAAAUCUUAUAAAAAAAAAUUUAAGUCGAUCGCAUAUUAUCCGACGAAGAUAUACCGAAAAUAAAAAAGUGCGUUUAUUUCUGUUACACCCGUUAUAUAUUUUAAUAAAAUAAAAAUUCUUUCUUCUAGAGUGAACAAUUAGAUGAUCAAUUACGAAAUGCUCGAAAAAUCUAUCGAACAGCUCGACAACCUACAGUUAACAAUGUUUUGAAAACUCUUGUUGAUUUUUGUCAAUAUUUCCCUAUUGAAUAUUUUUUAAUCGAUGACAAUUCUCCAUCACGUUCAGAAUUAAUAACUCAAACAGUAACGAUUAAUAAUCAAUAUAAUGAAUAUAUCCAAAAGCACUUCUCCAUUACUGGUGCAAGAAAAGAAGUUUCGGAACCACCAGAAAAAAAACAAAAAGUGUUUUUAGAAGAAUUAAUGGAUACAGAUGGUGAAGAUAGAUCAAAAGAACAACAGAAAGAUGAACUUCAACAAUACACUGAUUUAAAACUUAAACAAGACGAAAAAUAUUUAAAUCCACUGUCAUUCUGGAAACAAAACGAACAAACUUACCCCAAUUUAGCUAAAUUAGCUAAACCUCAAUGGUUUAUACCAUUCAGCAAAGAUUUAACAACAACAACAAAGUCAUUUCAAAAAGCCAAGACAAAUACUGUUAAUGUUCAAAUGACGCAGAUUGUCAGUGAGUUUUCCUAUAUAAAUGCAACCGACAGUAUUCAGGCACAAAUUGUUGAAAUUCCAUUCAGUACUACGAGAAACAAUAAAAAUCUUCAGCUUGUAUUCACUAUUAUUCUACCAAAUGAAGGUGUCACAUUGGCAACUUAUUUAUCCAGUUAUCAUUACCAAAAUUCAAAAACUCAAUCGGCAUUUGAUCUGAAGAAACCACUUCAAACUGCUAAUGUAACUGAUGUUUUUGAUAAGACGGAAGCUAAUCUGAAAGGUAUCAGUCCAAGUCAACCGUCUCCUCUUUAUGUUACUGACGUAAUCCAUCAAGCAAUUAUCGAUGUCGAUGAAAAUGGUGUGACGGCAGCAGCUGUAACGGCAAUUAUUAUUGGUCCAGGUUUUAUUGAUCCACCUCGUUCCGAACAAAUAGUGUUCAAUUAUAAUCGACCAUUUUUAUAUUUAAUUCUAGAAAAAACCAGUGGACUCGUUAUUUUUGUUGGAACUUAUUAUGGAAAAUAA